UAAUUGUAUGCAAGAUUAACGAGAAUCUGAAGAUCAUCCAACCAGAACAGGAUAGAUUAAGAUGAUUAAUGACUCCUACGACAAAAGUGAGAAUUACGAAUCGAGUACAUACUACAGUAUCGCAAAUAACAAUACAUUGAAAUUACAAAUCACAAACCACAAUAACAACAGUAUAUUUGGUAACACAACAUGGGCAGACGACGACUUUUGCGCACCGGCGUCACCUGACAGUUUCCUUUCGACCACAACCUUCCAACUGUGCGUGUUGUUCAUGUACUGCACAGUGUUUAUAGUUGCUCUAAUUGGAAACGGUUUAGUGUGUUUCAUCGUGCAAGCGUCGCCGCGAAUGAAGACAGUGACAAACUAUUUCAUAAUGAAUCUAGCUAUUGGUGACAUUCUGAUGACUAUUUUCUGUGUACCGUUCUCUUUUAUAUCAAUGUUACUGUUAAGGUAUUGGCCGUUUGGCAUUGUUAUGUGUAAAAUUGUGAACUAUUCGCAAGCAGUGUCAGUGUUGGUUAGUGCGUAUACGUUAUUGGCCAUAUCUGUUGACCGAUACAUGGCCAUCAUGAGGCCGUUGAAACCUCGGAUAGGCAAGACUGCGGCCAAAGUGGUAGUGGCUGCGGUAUGGGGAGGAGCUCUAUCAACGGCUCUCCCAAUAUUUAUCGUCUCUCAGAUCGUGAGGCCAACGGAGUGGCAUCAGUAUUGCAAGACGGACAUCUGCCUCGAACAAUGGGGUCGUCCGGAGCAGAACCACCAUUACUCGUGCGCACUGAUGGUGCUGCAGUUCGGUCUGCCGCUCACUGCGCUGGUGUACACGUACGCGCGGAUAGCGCACGUGGUGUGGGGCGGGCGGCCGCCGGGCGAGGCGCAGACGGCUCGAGAUAUGCGCAUCCAGCAUUCUAAACGAAAGAUGAUCAAAAUGAUGGUGACCGUUGUGGUUGUGUUUACAGUAUGCUGGCUCCCGCUUAAUAUAUUUAUUAUACUCUGGACGAUCCACGAAAAGGAUGAAGACUGGGCUAUGUGGGCUGGCAUGCCUUACGUGUGGUUCAUCAGCCACUGGCUCGCGAUGUCACAUUGCUGCUACAAUCCCAUCAUCUAUUGCUACAUGAACACAAAAUAUCGUAGAGGUUUUCAACAGGCGUUAGAAAACAUGCUGCCGACCCGGUUUGACCAACCGUCGCGCUCUCACCGGCGGUCCAGCUUGUGUGACGUUGAUGGUGUUCCUAUGUCAGAGAUGGUCGGUGUGAACGGCAUCGUCCGUCGCGGCACCAGCAGCAGCAGCGGCAGUCGCCGCCAUCGCCCGACGUGCACUUCGACGACGUCUACGCGUCGCGCGUACGCUUGCAACUCUGCACGCUCCUCCGCCGCGCUGCCGGUGCGAGCGCUGUCGGUGCGGUCGCAGUUCCAUUGAGUGCUUCAAACUAAGCCUUGGAAAAACAUUAAGGCUUUUUUGAUUGUGUUAAUGAUAUGUGACGGACGGAGAAGAGUUUAAUGCUCUUGUGAAUUUUGUCGUUUAGAGCUAAAACUCUGCAGUGACGGUGUUACAUUUAAUCUACUUAGAGAUGGUCGGUGUGAACGGUAUCGUCCAUCGCGGCCAGCCAUUAAAACUCGAUUUCAAAGUAUAGUUGACUUAAUACUGUGUUGUUUUGAGUUGAAACAGUGAGUGCGACUCUGCAGCAGCGCGACUUUAUUAAUUAUUUUACAUAACACACACACACGCGCACAUGUACACACGUAUAUGUAAAUAGGUAUAGAAGAGAGUAAUCCCCAAGUCACAAGUAGUUCGGGUAGGUAAUUUUCAAAAAGAUAAAUUCAUUUCAUGAAAUAUAGGCUUUUACGUCAUCAACCCAUAUUCGGCUCACUGCUGAGCUCGAGUCUCCUCUCAGAAUGAGAGGGGUUAGGCCAAUAGUCCACCACGCUGGCCCAAUGCGGAUUGGCAGACUUCACACACGCAGAGAAUUAAGACAAUUCUCUGGUAUGUAGGUUCCUUCACCGAUUGAGACACGUGAUAUUUAAUUUCUUAAAAUGCACAUAACUGAAAAGUUGGAGGUGCAUGCCCCGGGCCGGAUUCGAACCCACACCCUCCGGAAUCGGAGGCAGAACUCAUAUCCACUGGGCUAUCACGUCUUAUAUACGGCUAUAGGCAUUUAUGCUUGAUGGAAACCAGUAAUGCGAUCUAAGAUUGCAUGUGCUUGUUUAGUAGAUGCCCGUUCAAGAGAUACAUCUACUCAUACUAAGGUGUUCAAACUGUAGAAGGCCGGAAGAGCCAUUUCUACUGUUGCUGUGCGAAUAGGGAUGAUGACUAGGUUUAAAUAUAUUGAUUUUUAUGAGACAUUCGGGUACCUAAGGUCAACAUUAACUAAUUAAUAUGUAAAUAAGAUUGUAUGUAUAAAUAAAUAAGAUUACAAAAAUU
Molecule: messenger RNA, 2413 nt
Organism: Bicyclus anynana (squinting bush brown)
Lineage: Eukaryota; Metazoa; Arthropoda; Insecta; Lepidoptera; Nymphalidae
Gene: NGR-A19
Product: RYamide receptor-like
Exons: 6
Coding region: 62-1411 (449 amino acids)
Biological process (GO): neuropeptide signaling pathway
Cellular component (GO): membrane
Molecular function (GO): neuropeptide Y receptor activity
Source: RefSeq, a predicted model, not a curated record